AUGUCUGCUGCUUCUGCGCGACGUGAGAGGGACGUUCCUGACCCUUCUCUUGUACUCCCCAACAACGCAUCGCGUAAACGGCGUGCUCCUCAUCGAGCUGAUGAGUCCCCCAAUGAGCGAAUUUCCAUCGAUGACUCCGACUCCAAUGACGAGGAAUCGAGCCGGCGCAUCAAGCCUGUCAGGAAGCGCGCUAAAAACGCUGUAAUUCCAGAUGCCGAGACAGAUGCGGAGACAGAUGCUGGGAAAGAGAUGGAUGGCGAAGCCUUUGGAUCUUCUCAGGCUUCGUCCAUCCUUCCCAGUCCAUACGAGGAAGAUGCGGAGGGCAUGCUGAAAAAUGUGCAUGUCACCGCUGUCGAAGAUGUGGAUGUGAAUGCACCACUGAACGAUACCAAGCCGACCGCCGACCUCGAAUACUUCUACAGCAACAAGCACCAGCGCAAGACUUUGGUCCGAGGAGGUGGGGAAGCAAUGAAGAUACAUUACGACUGCGUAGCUCGCCGGCUCAAGAAGGCUGACAAGGUCUCGUUCGUCAAGGAUGUAUCCACCAGACGGCGGCACCUUGCUUCAAAGCAUCCGCGCGAAUACGAAAAGUUCUGUCGAGAAAAGAACUUUUUGUCGAUGCUUGAAGCGGAUGUGGCUGACUGA
Molecule: messenger RNA, 645 nt
Organism: Mycena indigotica
Lineage: Eukaryota; Fungi; Basidiomycota; Agaricomycetes; Agaricales; Mycenaceae
Exons: 5
Coding region: 1-645 (214 amino acids)
Source: RefSeq, a predicted model, not a curated record